AUGUACUAAAUUUUUCAUUUUGAAUUAUGCUCUCAAAUGCUUUGUCCUGCCAGAGAAAGUGUUUCUUAGAGUUCCACGGCUGAGCUCUUCCCUGGCAUUGACUUUACUGCUUGAUACUGCACUGUUCAUUUGCAAAGUGCUUUACCGCCUUUACUGUGCUCACCCCCAUUCGUUUGCAACCAGCCAUUUGUCAAAGACCACCCACAGACAAGAGAGUGGGCCUUGACUUGCCUCUCCCUCUCGUCUGUGACUCAAGCCCUAUGCUUUAGCCACAAACAGUGUGCCCGUGUGUGUGGGUAAGCAGAAGUAAGCCCUGCUGAGACCCACCGGACUUACUCCCAAGUUCCUCCAUCACAAGCCUGACCACGACUAGGCAGAAACAAGUCCUGUUGAAUAUAGCUGGGUUAGGGCUGCAGCUUAACCCACAGUGGCAUUCCCGGUGGAGGACUUCUUAUAGGCCUUUCUAAACGCACACACGUCUCCUCUCUAUGGGAGUAUCUUGAAAGUGAUGUUUUUCUUUGGCUGCCAAACUUUUAAAUCCUCUCAGGCUCUCCUCCCUUCAUCUCAAGUUUGCAUGCCUUGGCCCUUUGACGGUGGCUUGCCAGACGGCCCGUGUGCGGAGCCUGCAGUGACCCCGCGCGGUCGCAAGGGGGACUACCUCUCCCCCUCUCUUCCCUCCGCCGCCUUUUUCAUGCGAGUGGGUGUCUCUCCCUGCCAGCUCCUCCUCACAAAAGAUUCCCCCGAGUUCCUUUCUCCGGGUUUUCAAGGCAUCCUUUUAAAAUCCACCUCUCCCUCUCAAGCCGAGAGCUCGGGCUGUGUAAGGAAGCGAGGGACGCGAGACGGAGGAGGCAGCUCACCAGGCGCAGCAGCCGCAGGACGAGGACGCGGAGGCGGCGAAGGGGGUGGCUGAGUGGGUAGGUGGCAAGUAACCGAAAAGCAACGAGGGUGGCUGGGGGGACGCUGAGCCGCGGCCGCUUUCCAAGUGCGAAGGAACCCGAUCGGAGAUCAGCCGAGGGCGAUCAUGGGGGAUAACGCGCCCUCCGAUGCCGGCUGUUAGCGAGUGAAAAGGGGCUCGGCGUCUGCAGAAGGACUAUCUGAUCCAGCCUAGUUUGAAAACAGCCGGCGAGAGCGGUGGCUUAAAAGGAAAAGCAGUUUGUGCGGCGGGGGCCCCAGAGUGGAGCGCGGCGCUUCCUACGGUUUGGGGUGGUUGUUGGUUUUUUGCCAUGCCUUUUGCCAAGCGGAUCGUGGAGCCCCAGUGGCUCUGCAGGCAGCAGCACGGCGCCUCGGUGCUGGACGAGAGCUCGGGCUGCGAGCCGCUUCAGCCAGAGAGCCAGCGAGACGAGCCCGGGGAGGCGGCGGCGGCGGCGGCGGCGGCGGACGAACCGGAGGAAGAGGCUGCUGCCCGACUGGCUGUAGUGCUGCCCGCCGAUGGGAAGGAGAAGGAGGCGGCAGCGGCGAUGGUGUUGGACCUCUGCUCCGUCAGCAAUGUGGCUCUCUCGCGGAUCCUCCGGCAACUCUCCGAUGUGGCCAGGCACGCCUGCACCCUCUUCCAGGAGAUCGAGAGCGAGAUCCAGCUCACCCACCGCAGGGUCCGGGCGCUGCACAGCAGGAUCGGCGGCGUCCAAGGGGUUGUACACAGCCUGGAUCCCAAACAGGAGGCAGUGCCCGUCUCAAACCUGGAUGCAGAGAGUAAACUGAGUGUGUACUAUCGUGCGCCUUGGCAUCAGCAAAGAAACAUUUUCCUUCCUUCCACCCGACCAUCUUGUGUAGAGGAGCUGCGUCAGCAUGCAAAGCAGAACUUGAGAGCCUUGAGGAGAGAGCAGCAAAACUGGAGUGAUAACAGAGAACAAAAAGUCCUGGGCCAAAUCUCUGUGGUGGCUCCCCCAUUUCCCUCCUUCCCUGUAACUUACAAUCAGAAGAACAAAGAGACAAAGAACCAUCACUUCGUAAAAUUUUACAGCACCCGCUCGUCCUCCCCCACCGAGUGUUGCCACAUGACCCCAUGGAGUCGAAAGUCCCACCCUCCGGAGGAAGAAGAUACAGAUGUCAUGUUAGGGCAGAGGCCGAAAAAUCCAAUACAUAAUAUCCCUUCCACACUGGAUAAGCAAACCAAUUGGAGCAAAGCACUACCUCUCCCAACUCCAGAGGAGAAAAUGAAACAAGAUGCCCAAGUGAUUUCCUCUUGCAUUAUCCCCAUCAAUGUCACUGGAGUUGGUUUUGACAGAGAGGCUAGUAUACGCUGCUCUCUUGUUCACUCACAAUCCGUGCUACAGCGGAGACGGAAACUGAGAAGGAGGAAAACCAUCUCUGGCAUCCCCAGAAGAGUCCAACAAGAAAUAGAUUCUGACGAAUCACCAGUAGCAAGAGAGCGGAAUGUGAUUGUGCAUGCAAAUCCAGACUUCUCUAAUAACGUCAACAGGAGGUCAGGUACCAGAGAUUCUGAGUGCCAGACAGAAGAAAUCCUCAUUGCUGCCCCAUCCCGGAGAAGAAUCCGAGCUCAGAGAGGUCAGAGCGUAGUAGCCUCUCUGUCUCACUCAGCUGGCAAUAUAUUGGUGCUGACAGACAACGGUGACACCAUGUUUACAACAUCAGUGAGCAACCGCGUCCGAUCAAGGAGUCUUCCUCGUGAAAGUGCUAGAGCCAAUGAAGGGGACCGCAACACUGGUGCCAAAAUGUCAGCGUACGAUGCAGAACACUUUUUAGCAAGCCAAGGGAGAAUCUCCACAAAGAGUAAAGAUGCCAUCAAUACCCAGUGUUUGCAAGAACACCAUUCCAUAGGUUUAACUUGUUCUCAGCAUCUUCAUAGUUCAGAGUGCAAUUCAAAUGAGAGAGGGCGAUCAAGGUUGUCAAGGAUGGCAGAUUCUGGAAGCUGUGAUAUUUCCUCAAACUCUGACACCUUUGGAAGUCCCAUUCACUCUUUCUCCACAGCUGGGGUUCUUCUCAGCAGUCACAUGGACCAGAAAGAUGAUCAUCAAUCAUCCAGUGGGAAUUGGAGUGGAAGUAGCUCAACUUGUCCUUCUCAAACAUCAGAAACUAUUCCUCCUGCUGCCUCUCCCCCACUCACUGGUUCUUCACACUGUGAUUCAGAAUUAUCCCUGAACAUUGCCUCUAAUGCCAAUGAAGAUUCUAGUGUUUUAAUAACAGAACAAUACAGUGAUCAGAUAGAUAAGGUUAGAGGCCACAGGACAAGUUCUUUCACUUCUACUGUAGCUGAUCUACUCGAUGACCCUAAUAACAGCAACACAAGUGACAGUGAAUGGAAUUUCUUGCAUCAUCAUCAUGAUGCAUCCUGCCGCCAAGAUUUCAGCCCUGAACGCCCUAAGACAGACAGCCUGGGAUGUCCAAGUUUUACAAGCAUGGGCACAUAUGAUAGUUUUAUAGAGAAGACUCCAUCUGACAAAGCAGACACUAGCUCACACUUUUCGGUUGACACUGAAGGCUAUUAUACCUCCAUGCACUUUGACUGUGGUCUCAAGGGAACUAAAAGUUAUAUUUGUAACUAUGCAGCUGUGGGCUCUGAGAAUGGCCAGAAUGCAAGUGUUGCUUCCAAUCUCACUAACAGCGCCUGGCAGGAUUACAUAAACCAUCGGAGGCAAGGAAAGCAGAGCAUCUCUCUAAAAAAACCAAAGGCAAAGCCAGCCCCACCAAAACGCAGUUCAUCUUUAAGGAAAUCUGACAGCAGCACAGAUCUUCCUGAGAAGAAAGAACCAAAGAUAAGCAGUGGGCAGCAGCACAUGCCUCAUACUUCCAGGGAAAUGAAGCUGCCACUUGAGUUUUCAAACACACCUUCGAGAGUAGAAAACAGUAGUCUGCCAAGCAAGCAGGAACUCUCCUGGGAUAAUCAGGAUGAGAGUGGAUUAAAGGACCCUCCAUUUGACACCAUGGAUAUCCCAUCAUUUAAAGAUGAAGGUGCUGAACAAUCUCACUAUGCAGAUCUCUGGCUUCUAAAUGACUUGAAAUCUAAUGACCCUUAUAGGUCUUUAUCCAAUUCUAGCACUGCUACGGGUACUACAGUCAUAGAAUGCAUAAAGUCACCAGAAAGUUCUGAAUCACAGACAUCACAGUCUGGAUCAAGAGCCACCACUCCUUCCCUCCCUUCUGUUGAGAAUGAGUUCAAGUUGGCUUCCCCAGAAAAGUUGGCUGGUUUAGCUUCCCCCUCGAGUGGUUACUCCAGUCAGUCUGAAACACCAACAUCAUCUUUUCCUACAGCUUUCUUUUCUGGACCUUUAUCCCCAGGGGGGAGUAAAAGAAAGCCAAAAGUCCCAGAGAGGAAGUCUUCAUUACAACAGCCUUCUUCUAAAGACAGCCACAUAUCUCUAAACAAAGAUCUAGAACUUCCAGUUGUACCCCCUACACAUCUUGACCUAAGUGCUCUUCAUAACGUCUUAAAUAAACCAUAUGCUCACAGGCACCAAUUACAUGCUUUUAAUAACAAUAAACUGAAUAUGGUAGAAGAAGCACUGAAUUCUCCACCAUCCCUUGCCAUUACACCUUCAGUUCUGAAGUCUGUACAUCUUCGAUCAAUCGAUAAGCCUGAAGAAGUGAAACAAAAAGAUCAUACAGACCUCCAUCUUCAAGGAAACACUUUAAUGGCGACUGCCAUUUCUUCAGGUAAAAUGAAACCUCAUGCAAGCAAGGAACAAAUAUCACACCAAUACUCCAUGGAAGAUGCUAUUGUAUCCUAUGUCAAUGUCUCUCCAGUACAGAUAAGCCCAGAACAACUGCACGCUACAAACAGUUUGACUUUAAUUGAAAAGAAUACCUGCCAAGAGACAGCAACCUCUGUAAACGUGGCUGCUCCAACUGCUAAAUACGCAACAGAUCAAAUGCAUCGGGUUCAUGAGUUUUUACUAGAGAAUACAGUAACUAAAGCCUGUGGCAGUUCUGAAUGGUUUCCACAAAGCUCAGAUGGCCUUUCAAGCAAUUCUGAGGGGAAGAUAACCACAUAUGGAUCAGAGCAGGAUAGGAGUCUUGACCUUGUGCAGCCUCAGCAAGAAUUACCUGCACUCUGUGAACGAAAGUUGGAAUAUGAACCUACACAUAAAAAUAUGUCUCAGUCUGGCCCCUCAGCUGCAGGAGCAGACAUUAGUCAUCAGCUAAAGCUUCAGCUUGAUCUAAGCCAACACAAUGACAACAUGCCUGGGAAUGUCAGCUAUGAAUCAGCAAUCUCAACUGUAGAUUCACUCAGUGACAAACCUUCUGAGAAGGAAAACGAAAUUGUGUCAGGUAUUCCAACCAAAAGUGCCUCAGAUGAGAGUGACAACAGAGCAGCUGAGACACAAAGGACCCCAGAUGAUGAUGUUUUAAAAGAAUCUUCUCCGAAUGACGAUUCCAUAAUCUCACCCUUCAGUGAAGAUUCUCAGGCUGAAGCAGAAGAUGUUUUUGUGUCUCCAAAUAAGCCUCGAACAACAGAGGAUCUAUUUGCAGUUAUUCAUCGGUCAAAAAGGAAAGUGCUUGGAAGAAAGGACUCCGGAGACAUUUCUGCAAGGAACAGAUUGAGAGCAUCAUCUAGUACUAGCAGCGUGUCUUCUAGUGCCAGCAGCGCAUCACCUGCGGCUGCAGCCAAUAUUCCCCCUACCACCAGUGUGGCAAGCCCAGCAUCCAGCCAGAGAUCUCCUGGGCUUAUUUACAGGAAUGCCAAAAAAUCCAACACAUCUAAUGAAGAAUUCAAACUGCUGCUCCUGAAAAAGGGUAGUCGGUCGGAUACUAGCUAUAGGAUGUCAGCCACCGAGAUACUAAAGAGUCCUAUUUCACCCAAAUCUCCUGGAGAACUAAUUGGGGAUACUCUUCAAAAUGCUGAGGAGGCUUCCCAAGCCUCAUCAAGUGCCGAGACAUUAGCUCCUCUCUCUCCUUGCCCCCCAAGAAUAAAUGCAGAAGGGUUUUCUUCUAAAAGCUUUCCCAUGUCAGCAUCUUCACGAGUGGGACGGUCGCGGGCACCCCCUGCAGCAAGCAGUAGCCGGUACAGUGUCCGCUGUAGACUGUAUAACAGCCCAAUGCAAGCCAUUUCAGAAGGCGAGACUGAGAAUUCUGAUGGGAGCCCUCAUGAUGAUCGAUCCUCUCAGAGUUCCACAUAGGCUGCAUAAGGACCAGAGCACACUUCUGACUGGGAACUCAUUUGGCUCACCUAAAUAUAAGAAGCCAAUUUUGUAGCAGCCAAAUACCCUGCAGGGCAAUAUUGAAGCUUGAAAAUGCUAAGAGUUGCUUAUAAGACUGGGAGACAAGAAGAUGAUCUGUAGCUAUUUAUUUACAUUUUCUACAAGUAGAAACAUAUACUAAAUGAUUAAAUUUGGUUAACAUUCA
This is a messenger RNA of Rhineura floridana, 6300 nucleotides long. RefSeq names its product NHS actin remodeling regulator (gene NHS). Lineage: Eukaryota; Metazoa; Chordata; Lepidosauria; Squamata; Rhineuridae. The record is from RefSeq and is a predicted model, not a curated record. The coding region runs from base 1224 to 6074 and encodes 1616 amino acids. Gene Ontology annotation, biological process: cell differentiation; lens development in camera-type eye. The transcript has 9 exons.